AUGGCGUCAACGGUCAUUGUUGGCGCCGGCAUUGUCGGCAUCACGACAGCCUACUUUCUCAGCGAGCACCAGCCGGCCGAUACGAUCCACCUGGUGGAAUCAUCGGCUUUUCUAGCCUCGGCCUCAGGCUAUGCCGGUGGCUUUCUGGCGCGAGACUGGUUCGACCCCAAGGUGUCGGAGCUAGCUGCGCUCUCGUUUGACCAGCACGACCGCCUGGCUGCACAGUACGACGGCCACAGCCACUGGGGCUAUGUGGCCUCGACGUCUCUGGACUACGAGUUGUCCCCAAGUGCUGCCGGGGCGCAAAGCAGAAACACCGGUCCUGAUCUGAUGGGUCAAGUCACCGGUCGGCCAGACGAGGCUGCCAGCUUUACGGGAGGCUUCCCGGCCUGGAUCUGCCGUCGGGACGGCGACGCUGUCAAGCCGCGUGGCAGCAGUGGCACGACAGCCCAGGUUGACCCGCUUGCAUUUUCAAACUUCUUUCUGAACGUCUGUCGAGAGCGCGGCGUGAAUCUGCACCAGCCAGCCCGCGUCGUCACUGUGGGGACGAACGAGGACGGCGAGCUGGACAGCGUCGACCUCCAGUCGACAGGAGGAAGAGAGGGUGCGACUUUGACGACGACGCUGCCCUGCACGCGUCUCAUCAUCGCGGCUGGCGCCUGGUCUGGUCGCGUCUUUGACGAGCUUUUUGGCGGCGGCGCUAGAAGUCCGUCUUGCGGCAUCCCCACCAGCAGCGUUUCUGGUCACUCGCUGCUGCUCCGGCCGUCUUCCCCUCCUUCUGUGGACGUGUACGCAGUCUUUGCCACGGGCGGCUCGCUUGACUUCCACGCGGUCCUCUUCGGCCGUGCCGACGGCUCCGUCUACGUGGCCGGGCUGAACUCGACGGCCGAUCCGGUUUCGGCCCUCUCGACAGACUCGGUGCCGUUCCCCAAUCGGCUAGACCACCUGCUACAAUGCAGCAAGGCGAUUUUGGGUGUGGCUGCCGAGGACAACGUCCCCAUUGUCCGCUCGGGACUGUGCCAUCGCCCAGUGACGCCGGCAAAGUACGAUGCGGACCCAGUGCGGCUGGCUAGUGGGGCAAGAUCGCGGCCGGUCUUCUCGCAGCCCGGCUGCUUGGGGAUCAGGCCGAGGCUGCAGAUGUGGUGGUGCGCAGAUGUGGUGUUGAGCAAAAGGGUAUCUGGGCCACCUGUGAACGGUUGCCUCUGUCGGACUUACCAACCGAAAGACAGACAGGACGAAAAGCAAAAAAAAAAAAAACAAAAAAAAAAAAACAAGGCGACCGAGAUCCACGCGGUCCUGACGCCAUGCUGGCCACCGCAGCGGUCGCAGCGGCCGUAUCGACUGUUUGCAGGACGUCGAGAGGUCGUAUCGCAUCUGCAGCUGCAAGGUAAAAAGUACGGAGUGCUCAAAGUGGGUACUCGAUUCCACGUGACUCGACGUUGGAAGCCCACAUGCCAGCCAAUCACAGCGCACACAUUGCCGCCGGAAUGCCCCCCUGUCGACAGGCCCCAGGGCAGGGAAGCUCAGACCCACCAGACGUCCGGCCAGUGGGCCAAUGAGAAGCCGGCUACAGGGGAGCGCACAGAGGGUCUGGCUACUGGUGUGGGUGCCUGCUCCGAUAUUCUGCCUUUCAUCGUCCCGCGCACCUCUCGCCGGGAAGAGGGUGUGCACGCAGGUACUCUGUACAGGGGAUGCACAGCAACUGCCCUCCGAGGCUUGGCUCUCUCUUCUGCCGUCUUCCAGGAUGUCUCACAAGGUGCAGAAACGGCUCGAUACAACGCAAGCGAUGCAUUCGAGUGCGUUCACACAACAAACAUGCAUCUCAUCACUGCAGACAGAGUCACGCUUGCUGCCAAUUUGCCUAUCGCGGUGUGA
Messenger RNA from Grosmannia clavigera kw1407, 1875 nucleotides. RefSeq names its product FAD dependent oxidoreductase superfamily. The transcript is spliced from 4 exons. The record is from RefSeq and is a predicted model, not a curated record. NCBI's taxonomy places the organism in Eukaryota, Fungi, Ascomycota, Sordariomycetes, Ophiostomatales, Ophiostomataceae. Gene Ontology annotation, cellular component: late endosome; cytoplasm. The coding region runs from base 1 to 1875 and encodes 624 amino acids. Gene Ontology annotation, molecular function: oxidoreductase activity. Gene Ontology annotation, biological process: retrograde transport, endosome to Golgi.